ACGCGACGAGAACAAACGGACCGGCAAUUGCUCCAACACGCGCCACGCGAACGUUAUGACUUUGGUGUGCCACAAUAAAUUGUGAUGGUGUAGAACGUGAACACGAAACGGAAUUAAAGCGUAACAUAAACAAUAAUAACUACAAACACGCCGCAUUACAGGCGAAUUAAAAAUUUCAAAAGGGAAAGUAGGAAGCGGAAAGUGCUAAGCGCAAAAUAAACACACGCUUCGACGGAUAUCCUGAUUAAGUUUUCGGCUGUAACGGUACGGCUGUGUAAAAGUGUGUUUGCAGUUAGUUAGCAGAAGCAAAGAACAAAGUAAAAAAUCAUUAAAAAACAAUAAUAACUGGCAGGUGGCAGUGAGGUGGAAGUUGCUAAACGGUCAAAUAAAUAACAACAAUUCGUUGGCUGUGCGCUUACAACGGACUUUGUUUGUUUGUUUGCUACCACUUGAGUGUGUUGGUGCACGGGCGCGCGUAAAAUGAAAGAUACAAAUGAAAACAUAAAACUUCAAUACUAAGUUCAGCAUACCAGCAGGGUGCAUAGUUCUUGGAAACCGUGCGACGGCAAAUACUACUGAAGAAGGUCCAAUCAAUUGCUCAAUGUGCUUCCGACACCGGCUUCAUUCUUUGCUAGCAUAACCAAAGGCUACAAAACGCACACACACAUAUACUUGCAAACAAAAGGAUACUAUAUAACGGUAAACGGUAACGGUCCAGCCAGCAACUACUCUCAUACUAGCAUAUUUGUUAAUAAAAUGGCUGUAAAAGGCAAGCUAUCAAGCGCUCACGGCAGUUGGACGUCCUCCAGAGUCGGCACCACGUCCUACAUAUCGCGCAUGGCUUGUUUCGCCUUUUGCCUGCUCUGCGCUCUGCCGCUGCCGUUCUUCACAACAGCUAAUCGUUUAUCGGACACCAAACUCCAUGAAGUAUAUCUAGACAACUCCGAAAUAAAGCUAAGCUGGAUGGUGGAUUGGUAUAAACAGGAGGUGCUCUUUCAUCUACAAAAUGCCUUUAACGAAAAUCACCGCUGGUUUUAUUUGGGCUUUUCGAAGCGUGGCGAUGUGGGCGAUGCUGACAUCUGUUUCUUUGAGAAUCAAAAUGGAUUUUUCAACAUUGUCACCGACACUUAUACCAGUCCAGAUGGUAAAUUUGUGCAAAAAGACUAUCAACAAGAUUGCGAACUUUUCAAAAUGGAUGAAUACACGUUGGCAUUUAAGCGAAAAUUCGACACCUGCGAUCCGCUGGACUUGAGGAUGCAUGAGGGUACAAUGUACAUUAUGUGGGCCAGAGGUGAAAGUCGCUUGGCACUGGAAGAUUAUCAGUUUCCCUUUCCUAAUAUUUCCUCACAUGAAUCUGGCAUAAAAAUGAUGCAAUUACUUCGCGCAGAUAAAAUUCUCAUACCAGAAACCAAUUUGAAAACAAUUCAAGUCACACUCGAAAAUGUGACCGUACCAACAAAGGAGACAACCUACUGGUGUCACAUACAAAAACUGGACGAAUCGUUUGCGACGAAACAGCACAUAGUGCAAUUCGAGCCUCUCAUUACCUCUCCAGAUUUGGUGCAUCAUCUGGAAGUUUUUCACUGCGAAACAGAUCCACAAGUAGAAAUUCCGUUAUACAAUGGAGACUGUGAGAAAAUGCCGGCAGAAGCUAAAGUGUGCUCCAAAGUCAUAUCACUGUGGGCUAUGGGCGCUAGCACGUUCACGUAUCCACCAGAAACUGGCUUACCAGUAGGAGGCAAGGACUAUAAUCCGUUCGUACGCCUAGAAGUGCAUUUUAACAAUCCCGAAUUGAAAGCAGGUCGCAUUGAUAGCUCUGGCAUGAGAAUAAAGUUGGCUUCGAAGCUAAGACAGUUCGAUGCGGGCGUAAUGGAAUUAGGCUUGGAAUACACCGAUAAGAUGGCUAUACCACCCGGUCAAGUGGGCUUCCCACUAAGUGGUUAUUGCAUCGCCGAAUGCACUGAAGUGGCCCUUCCGUCCAGUGGUAUUAUCAUAUUUGGUUCUCAACUGCAUACACAUCUUCGUGGCGUUCGUAUUCUGACACGUCAUUUUCGCGAUAACGAGGAACUACGCGAAGUCAAUCGAGAUGACUAUUACUCGCAUCAUUUUCAAGAAAUGCGCAACCUGCAUUAUAAACCUCAUGUGCUACCGGGUGACGCUUUGGUCACGACUUGCUAUUAUAAUACUCUGGGCUAUGAGAAUGCAACACUGGGCGGUUUUUCAAUCAGCGACGAGAUGUGUGUGAACUAUAUUCAUUAUUAUCCGGCUACCAAAUUGGAGGUUUGCAAGAGUUCUGUCUCCGAAGACACGCUGGAAAAUUAUUUCAUUUAUAUGAAAAAGAAAGAACAUCAACGCGGCAUAAGACUAAGUGGAGCACGUUCGAAGAAUUAUCGCAGCAUCAAAUGGACGGAACCACGUGUGGAUCAACUUUACACGAUGUACAUCCAGGAACCACUCAGCAUGCAGUGCAACAAAUCGGAUGGUUAUCGCUACGAGGGCUACAAUUGGGAGGGAGCACCAGUGACGCCAGUGGCAAUCAAAAUACCCAUGCACAGCAAACUAUGUCCCAACUACAACCCGUUAUGGUUGAAACCGCUGGAAAAGGGUGCGUGCGACUUACUGGGCGAAUGUAUCUAUUAAAACUUCAACAUGUUGCAGGCGUAACGGCGUUCUUCAUAGUUCAUACCUAUAACAUUUGAAAGUUAAAUAUUUUAUGAACGCAAAUUUGAGAAAAAUGUAAACUUUUAAAUACAAUGAGCAGUACAGCUGCCGCGCAAAAGCUUUAUGGAGUAAACCAGACAUUUUAGACUAGUUUGUAUUACAACAAAAAAAAACAACUAUGAAGAUCUUAUGCAUGUAUGUAGAUAGCGAAAAGAAUGGAAUAUUUGAGGCGUUAAAAAUACAUAUGUAUGUACUCUGAGAAAAAAGAAUUUUUUUUUGUAAAAAAAUGUCCAAACAACUGAAAAGAGUUACGAUCUCCAGAUCGUUUUGAAGCAGAAGGAAUAGAAAGUGUCUGAAAUAAAAUAUUUUAUAGUUGUUACGAAAGAUUUGAGUUUUACUAAUGAUUGCGUUUAUUGACAGCAGAAUUAACCCUUCAGGAAUUAAGCCAGAUUUGCUGAAUUUAUGCUGAAUACAAACAAAAAAGUAAUUGAUUCUUAAGCACGCUUCCAUAGAACGUUCCAAACACUAGAUUCCAGCCAGGUGAUCGAGGUGACCAUAAAAAUAUUUUGGCAUUGUUACAUGGUUGCAAACAACCGAUGCACAAGAGAUUUAGAAAACGUAAAUGCAUACAUACAAACAUAUAUUUAUGUACUUAAAACUGCAAUUCAUAUUUACCGUUAAUGUCAUGCGGCAAGUAGAAGUGCACUCAGUAUUAUUAUGAAACCCAAACAGCAUUGCAUGUAAGAUUUAAAUCAUACCAUGCACAAAACUAACUGUAUAUGUAGCUAUGUAAAAUCACCAAUGACAAAUAUACAUAUAUAUUUUAUGUAUUGUACAUACCAGAUAUAUACACAUACAUAUACAUGCACUAGGAACAUAAAUAUUUUAGACGUAUAUAAGAUGUGAUAAUAAUAUUGUAUACCUAAAUGCAUAUAUAUAUAUAUAAAUAAUAUACACUUACAUACAUACAACCAUUAAAGUGAAGCGAAAUGUAAGUAAAUGAAUUACAAUUUAGUAUUAAAUGGAUCACCAUACCA
This is a messenger RNA of Bactrocera tryoni, 3698 nucleotides long. RefSeq names its product tyramine beta-hydroxylase (gene Tbh). The transcript is spliced from 9 exons. Gene Ontology annotation, molecular function: copper ion binding; dopamine beta-monooxygenase activity. The record is from RefSeq and is a predicted model, not a curated record. Bases 757 to 2640 code for a protein of 627 amino acids. Gene Ontology annotation, biological process: dopamine catabolic process; octopamine biosynthetic process; norepinephrine biosynthetic process. Gene Ontology annotation, cellular component: secretory granule membrane. Lineage: Eukaryota; Metazoa; Arthropoda; Insecta; Diptera; Tephritidae.